AUGCGCCUGGAGAGGAAGGGGUUAAAGGUGGGGCCAGCCCUACAAACACGCGCACACACUCCCUACUUAGACCCGGUCACACGCCUUUCCCUGGCACUUAAUGGGGCCUUGGGGCGGGAGGGUGUUGGGCCCCGGGCCUGAACCCUCUCCACUCCAGGCUCCUGCAGCCCGGCUUUGGGAGGUCGCGGACCCCACUGUCUCAACUCACACCGCACGCCGAGCCCCCUCUUCUACGCGCACACACGCUCUGGCGCGCGCGCACACACACACCUCGGACAUUCCCAUAGUGCCUCACGUGACACACGGCCCCGAACGUGCCCACCCUUCACACACGCUCACGCACGCGUGCACACACGCGCACACACAAACACACACAGCCUCUGGGCCACUUCCCAACUCCAUCCCUGACCCCCAGCCGCAGCCCUGCUAAGGCACUCAUUGACUGUGACACACCUACACUCAUUCACAGACACACACACUCCCCCCCCACACAUGCCAACCACAGACACACAUUCAUAAACAGGGCCAGGAGAAGUACACACGCACCCCCUCGCCUACUCUCUGGGAGCCCUGAGUCAUUCCUGCCCCCUCCCAGGGCUCCCCAUUUCCCUGUGUGCCUGCACAUGGGCGGGCUAGGGAAUUCUCUGGCCCUCCCUUCCCAGGGCCGGCCCUCCCUUCCCAGGGCCGCCCCUCCCGGCUGUGUGUUCCCUCUGACACUCUGGGAGGACUUCCUGUGGGUCCCAGGUCAGGGGAGAGGAGGUCCUGGAGGGUUGCCACAGCCCUGGUGUGAGUGGGGGAGGCACUUCCUUUUCCUGAACUCUGGGAUCCUGCAGGAAGAAGCUGGGAAGUUGGGCGGGGGCCCCACAGAGGACGUCCUGACAGCGAGGGGCUGACUCUCCCAGCGCACUGGGCCUUAGGGAGGAGCUGGGGUGCCAGAGGCCUGGGAUGAGCAGCUUGGCAGAGAGGAGGCCCAGUGGGGGCCGAGGCCCAGGCCCUUGCCAUGGAGUCCAUGUUUGAAGAUGACAUCAGCAUCCUGACCCAGGAGGCACUGGGGCCCAGUGAGGUGUGGCUGGACGCCCCAGGAGACCCCUCGCUGGGUGGGGACAUGUGCUCCGCCUCCCACUUUGCCCUCAUCACAGCCUAUGGGGACAUCAAAGAGCGACUGGGAGGCCUGGAAAGGGAGAAUGCCACCCUCCGCCGCCGUCUCAAAGUCUACGAGAUCAAGUACCCACUGAUCAAUGACUUUGGAGAGGAGCACGGCUUCUCUCUGUAUGAAAUCAAGGAUGGGUCCCUGCUGGAGAUGGAGAAGGUCAGCCUGCAGCAGCGGCUCAACCAGUUCCAGCAUGAGUUGCAGAAGAAUAAGGAGCAGGAAGAACAGCUUGGGGAGAUGAUCCAGGCUUAUGAGAAACUUUGUGUGGAGAAGAGCGACCUGGAGACAGAGCUGGGGGAAAUGCGGGCCCUGGUAGAGACCCACCUGCGGCAGAUCUGCGGCCUGGAACAGCAGCUGCGGCAGCAGCAAGGUCUCCGGGACGCCGCCUUCUCCAGCCCCAGCCCCCCGCCCACCCCUGCCCCACCAUGUGCCGAUCUGGACCUGCACUAUUUGGCCCUGCGAGGGGGAUCUGGUUUGAGUCACGCAGGCUGGCCGGGCCCCACAGCCAGUGUGAGUGAGCUGGAGCGGCGGCGGUUGGAAGAGGCUCUGGAGGCUGCCCAGGGCGAGGCCCGGGGGGCUCAGCUUCGGGAGGAGCAGCUCCAGGCUGAGUGUGAGCGGCUGCAGGGGGAGCUGAAGCAGCUACAGGAGAGCCGGGCCCAGGAUCUCGCCUCCAACCAGUCAGAGAGGGACAUGGCGUGGGUGAAAAGAGUCGGGGAUGAUCAGGUGAACUUGGCUUUGGCUUACACGGAGCUGACAGAGGAGUUGGGCCGGCUCCGGGAAUUGAGUGCCCUGCAGGGGAGGAUCCUGAGGACGCUGCUGCAGGAGCAGGCCCGAAGCGGUGGCCAAAGACACUCGCCGCUGUCGCAGCGCCACUCCCCGGCCCCCCAGUGCCCCUCACCGUCCCCGCCCGCCCGGGCGGCGCCCCCUGGACCCCCGUGCCAGUCCCCCGCCCCCCAGCGCCGCUCUCCCGGGCCCCCGUGCCCCUCGCCCCAGCAGCGCCGCUCGCCGGCCUCGCCCUCCUGCCCGUCGCCCGUCCCGCAGCGCCGCUCGCCGGUGCCGCCGCCGCCGCCGUGCCAGUCCCCCAGCCCGCAGCGCCGCUCCCCCGGGCCCCCCGCCUGCCCGGCCCCGCAGCCCCGGCCCCCGCCGCCCCCUCCGCCCGGGGAGAGGACGCCGGCCGAGCGCGCCUACGCCAAGCCGCCCAGCCACCACGUGAAGGCCGGCUUUCAGGGCCGCCGCAGUUACUCCGAGAUGGCCGAGGGCGCGGGCUACGCGGGCGCCUCCCCGCCCUGGCUGCAGGCCGAGGCGGCCACGCUGCCCAAGCCGCGGGCCUACGGCGGCGAGCUCUACGGGCCCGGCCGGCCGCUCAGCCCUCGGCGCGCCUUCGACGGCCUCCGGCUGCGCUUCGAGAAGCAACCGUCGGAGGAGGAGGAGUGGGCCGUGCCCACCAGCCCGCCCAGCCCCGAGGCGGGCGCCAUCCGCUGCGCCUCGUUCUGCGCGGGCUUCCCCAUCCCGGAGUCGCCCGCCGCCUAUGCCCACGCGGAGCAUGCACAGUCCUGGCCGUCCAUCAACCUUCUCAUGGAGACAGUGGGCUCUGAUAUCCGCAGCUGCCCCCUCUGCCAGCUCGGUUUCCCUGUUGGGUACCCGGAUGAUGCCCUCAUCAAACACAUUGACUCCCACCUGGAGAACAGCAAGAUCUAGGGUGCCUCCCCCACCCACUGGCUGUUUCUCCAUCUUCUCUCAUCACCCCCAAACACUCACUCACUUUGAAUGCUGCAUGAAUCUCGUGGGGGGCCCCUGCCCCUUGCGACCCCCAGAUACCUCCACUAGCUACCGAGUCAACGUGUGUGCCGUCUUCCCUGGUCUAGGCACCACUCAGCCCUGGCUCUUUCCAGAAGGCCAGCCGAGGCUCUCCCCAGCUCCCUGGUUUCUGCCAGGGGGGAUGGGGGUGAGGAUCU
This is a messenger RNA of Enhydra lutris kenyoni (northern sea otter), 3105 nucleotides long. Its product is annotated as TBK1 binding protein 1. The record is from RefSeq and is a predicted model, not a curated record. Gene Ontology annotation, biological process: canonical NF-kappaB signal transduction. The transcript has 10 exons. Bases 1001 to 2848 code for a protein of 615 amino acids. Gene Ontology annotation, cellular component: cytoplasm. Lineage: Eukaryota; Metazoa; Chordata; Mammalia; Carnivora; Mustelidae.